AUGAGACCAUCAAGAGUAUUGUUAUCAUCAAUUAAAUCUGCUAAACCAAAGAUUAAUUAUCCAGUAGAAAUGACACCGUUAUUUGCUGCGGUUGGUGUUGCUAUUGUAUCAGCUACUUUUUUCACAUAUAGACAUUUUUCUCAUGAUAAAGAAUUAAGAUUAUGGAAAAAUGCUAAUUUAUCUGAAUUGGAUAAUGUUUUAAAUAAAGCUGAGAAAGAUGAAAAAAAUAAAUAA
Messenger RNA from Lodderomyces jiufengensis, 234 nucleotides. RefSeq lists its product as uncharacterized. Lineage: Eukaryota; Fungi; Ascomycota; Pichiomycetes; Serinales; Debaryomycetaceae. The transcript has a single exon. The record is from RefSeq and is a predicted model, not a curated record. The coding region runs from base 1 to 234 and encodes 77 amino acids.